AUGCGGCUGCUAUAUACUGCGAGCGACGGGAGGCUUCGAUGGACUAAGGACUUAAUCGGGGAAAAGAUCCCCUCUUAUGCGAUCCUGUCGCACACCUGGAAAGAAGGGCAGGAGUUGACAUUUGCAGACCUGAAAGAUCUAUACAACGCAGCAGGUGUUGAAGCACAAAGCAAGGAGGGGUAUCAGAAGCUCCGCUUUUGCGCGCAACAGGCUAGGCAGGACGGUCUGGACUACUUCUGGGUAGACACCUGCUGUAUCGAUAAGACAAACAAUACGGAAUUGUCUAAAGCGAUUAACUCCAUGUUUCGCUGGUACCAGAAUGCUAAGAAAUGUUAUGUCUUCCUUUCAGACGUCGAGAACGACACUUUAGAAGGUGAUAGCGAGUUGGUGUUUAGGCAGAGUAGGUGGUUCAACCGAGGUUGGACCCUCCAGGAACUUCUUGCUCCCCACUCUGUUGAGUUCUUUUCGCAAUAUGGAACGCGGUUAGGCGACAAGGAGUCGCUCAAGCAUAUUAUAUGCGAGAUUACAGGGAUCCCUCUUAAAGCUCUGUCAGGGAGCGAUUUGUCCGAGUUUGACGUUGCUGAACGUUUCUCUUGGGCAGCGAAUCGACGGACAACAGAAGAAGAAGAUGGAGCGUACUGUCUGUUCGGCAUAUUCGGCGUUCACCUGCCGCUGAUCUACGGCGAAGGCAAAGCAAAUGCACUCGAGCGGCUGAGGAGUGUGGCUAUCCUCAAACACAAGGGCCGCAGCCAUGACCAAGAAGAAAAGCUUGGCAAGAUCUGCAGCUGGCUUUCGGCUCCUGAUCCAUCCACAAACUACCACAAAGCGCACAAGCAGCGGCAGGCUGAGACUGGACUCUGGCUGCUGGACAGUGCAUGCUUCGCUCGAUGGAAGGCAAGUGGAGCGUCGCGACUAUGGCUGUAUGGGAUCCCAGGAUGUGGAAAGACUAUUCUAAGCUCUACAGUCAUCGAGCACCUGCUCCAGCACUGCCACGUCGAUGCUAGUAUGGUGACGGCGUACUUCUACUUCGACUUCAAUGAUACACAGAAGCAGGACCCAGAGCUAAUGCUCCGCUCGUUGCUCCGCCAGCUCCUGCAGCGUUCGAUUAUGAUACCUAAGGGCGUUGACGCAUUGUUCUCAGCCUGUGAAAACGGACAGCGACAGCCAUCAUUGCAUGCUCUUCUGGAGCUGACACUGCAGGUGAUGCGGCAGUUCACGCAUGCUUACAUUGUUCUUGAUGCACUUGACGAAUGCACACAACGCCAAGAAUUAAUGUGCAUGCUCGAGACAGUAGCUGCGUGGCAGCUUGAGAAUAGACAUAUACUUAUGACUAGUCGGAAAGAGCGAGAUAUUGAGAGCUCUUUAGAGAGCUAUAUUAAGGAAGAAGACACCAUCUGUCUUCAAAGGGACGUUGUAGACAGUGACAUACGACGAUACGUUCAACAAAGGCUGUCUGACGAUAAGACUCUAACAAAAUGGAACAAAGAUGCCGCUAUUAGGCAAGAGAUUGAGGCUGCACUAAUGCAAGGAGCUUGUGGGAUGUUCCGAUGGGCUGUGUGUCAGCUUGACACGUUAGCGCAGUGUCGCAAUCGAGCGAUGCUGCGCAAGUCAUUGGCCGCUUUGCCGCAAACGCUAGACCAGACAUACGACCGCAUUCUCACUGCUAUAAGCGAACAAGACCGUGACUUCGCGAUACGCGUCCUGCAGUGGCUGACAUUCUCUGCGCGGCCGAUGUCAGUCGAAGAGAUUGCUGAGGUCGUCGCUAUUGACGUGACACGCGAGCCGGCGUUCGACCGCGAUGAAGUGCUAGAAGACCCGCUGGAAGCGCUGAAUAUCUGCUCUAGUCUUGUCACUAUCUCGACGAACAAGGCGAAAGGAUGGAAAAAAUAUACUCAGCGUAUCAUCUCUCUAGCGCAUUAUUCCGUCCAGGAGUAUCUUGUGUCAGAGAGGAUCAAGCAAGGACAGGCAAAGCAGUACAGCAUACAAGCGGUCGAAUGCCACAAUGCGAUAACAGAGGGUUGUUUAAAAUAUCUAUUGCAGUUCCAGCAACCAAUCUCAACGCACAUCCUUGAGGGGUUUGCGCUCGCAAGGUAUGCAGCUGAGUUCUGGAGCAGCCAUCUUCGAAAAGCAGGAGAUCAGACGGAUGCGGUGAGUCGGGUAGCGGUGAGCUUAAUGUCAAUAGAACAACCCGCAUAUCUCAUCUGGAUCCAGUUAUUUGAUCCAGACGAACAAUGGGAAGAACCAGACUUGAGAAAAGGUCUAGAAAGCAUAGCUAUACCGCGUUAUUAUGCUGCGUUGUUGGGCUUAAGCGCGAUUGCAAGAAUAUUGCUAGAUCAAGGCGCUGACGUCAAUGCGCCGGGUGGAAAAUGCGGUAAUGCACUAAACGCAGCUUCACAAGAAGGGCACAAGCAGGUGAUCAGGAUGCUGCUCGACAAGGGCGCUGACAUCAACGUGCAAGGUGGAGACUACGUCGAUGCACUAUGCCUAGCUUCACUAGAAGGCCACGAGCAGGUGGUCAAGAUGCUGCUCGACAAGGGCGCCGACGUUAACGCGCAGGGUGGAGACUACGACAACGCACUGCAAGCAGCUUCAUCUAAAGGCCACGAGCAGGUGGUCAAGAUACUGCUU
Messenger RNA from Bipolaris victoriae FI3, 2628 nucleotides. RefSeq lists its product as hypothetical. The record is from RefSeq and is a predicted model, not a curated record. Gene Ontology annotation, molecular function: protein binding. The annotation marks the transcript as partial. NCBI's taxonomy places the organism in Eukaryota, Fungi, Ascomycota, Dothideomycetes, Pleosporales, Pleosporaceae. The transcript is spliced from 2 exons.